Chelonus insularis is the source of this 769-nucleotide messenger RNA. RefSeq names its product mitochondrial ribosomal protein S18B (gene mRpS18B). The record is from RefSeq and is a predicted model, not a curated record. NCBI's taxonomy places the organism in Eukaryota, Metazoa, Arthropoda, Insecta, Hymenoptera, Braconidae. Gene Ontology annotation, biological process: mitochondrial translation. Gene Ontology annotation, cellular component: mitochondrion; ribosome. Gene Ontology annotation, molecular function: structural constituent of ribosome. The transcript has 5 exons. Bases 143 to 733 code for a protein of 196 amino acids.
ACAGAAAAAUGGCGGCCUAAGGGUUCUCAACUUCUGAGCAGAACCGGCGAAAAAUAAAUUGAGUGCACGCUUAACCUAUACACUCUAAAAAUUUUUUGGAAAUAACAAAAUUUUAGUUAAUUGUUAAUUUUAAUAGUUGAAUAUGUUAUUUAUUCUGACGAAACUCCAUCAAUCACUGAGAUAUGAAUUAUUAAAUAAAAUUGCUGUAGGAAGACAGUUUUCUCGAGGAACUGUUUUAUUUAAUGAUGAAGAAAAUGAAAACCUAGAACAGCAUCCUUCUGAAAAGGCAAUUGAUCCUACUAAAGAUAGAAGAAAUCCAAUUCCUGUAGAGACUAGCAUUCGAUACCUAGCUAGCAGUGCUUAUAAACAAACGUAUGGUGACGAACCUGUCUGGAAACCUUAUCGAAGAAAUCACAAGGGACAGCUUCCUCCUAAAAAAACUAGACAGAGUUGUGUUAGAAAAGGUUUCAUUGUCUAUGGAAGUCCAUGCCCCAUUUGUCGAGAUGAAUAUUUAGUUUUAGAUUACACAAAUGUGAAUUUGUUAAAACAGUUUAUAUCAGAGUAUAAUGGAGCUAUAUUGGGCUAUGACGUAACAAAUCUUUGUCGAAGACAGCAUAAAAGAUUACUUGUUGCUAUAACUAAAGCUAAAAUUUAUGGAUUGAUUACAUUUGAUGUUCCUUUCCGAGCUUACGAUUACUCUGAAUGGUACAAACCUAAAGAAAACCUUGCGUAAAAAAACUACAGGAAACAUUUUGAUACAUUACAUUAG